Messenger RNA from Harmonia axyridis, 6089 nucleotides. Its product is annotated as vitellogenin receptor-like. The coding region runs from base 501 to 5840 and encodes 1779 amino acids. The record is from RefSeq and is a predicted model, not a curated record. Lineage: Eukaryota; Metazoa; Arthropoda; Insecta; Coleoptera; Coccinellidae. Gene Ontology annotation, molecular function: calcium ion binding; protein binding. The transcript is spliced from 22 exons.
GGUGAUAUUGGCGAAUUAAUGACGAGCGCUCAAAAGGUCCUGGCUCCAGUGCUUCAGUAUUUACGAUUGCAUAUUAUUGUUGGAAUGACGAAAUUACUAAGUUUAAUGAAGGGAUACGAUAAAUUUUUCAAGGCUCCACAUUCGAUCAAAAUAGAUUAACAUAAUACGCAAUUUUCAUUGUUUUAUUAAACAAAUGUAGGUCUAUAGGCAGUAAAAAUGAAGAUGUAACACUUCCUCAUUCAACCAGAAUGUUUAUUUGUAUCGUUAUCCAUUUAUUAUUGUUAGACGUAAACAAACUCUCCUUAAUUAUCACUUUAAUUCAAUACGAAACAUAUUUGAUAGAAAAAAUGGAAACACUCAAUCAUAAAUUUUAUCAAAAAACAUCUGGGUAGUAUGAGGGUCGAAGAAGAAAGAUAAUAUCAUUCGUCCACCAUUUUGUCCUAUAUCUCUUCGACACUCAUGCGGUACAGAUUUUAGUUUCCAACAUUUCAAACUUGAAGAUGUUGAAGUUUUUGCUGUUUGCUGUUAUUAUUUCACAAGGAGAUGCGUCAAUCAAUCCCUUUUUCAUGCUACAUAGUGAGAGCAAUUGUACAGAAAAUCAGUUCAGCUGCAUAACAGACAAAAAAUGUAUAGAUAAAGCAAAAAGAUGUGAUGGAAUUUAUAAUUGUAAAGAUAUGUCUGAUGAACAUGAUUGUGAAUAUGUUUUGUGCAAAGAUACCAUGUUUUUCAAAUGCAAGAAUGGGAGAUGUAUCAGCAAAUCAUUCGUUUGCGAUGGUCAAAAUGAUUGUGAAGACUUUUCCGACGAAGAAAAAUGCCAGGAUUUUAAGCUGAACCUAAACUCGAAUUCUUCAUGUGAUGAAAAUGAAUGGAGAUGUUCAGAUAGACUGUGCAUCUUCAAGGAUUGGGUUUGUAACGGUGAAGAAGAUUGCUUAGAUGGUUCUGACGAAACGAUCGGUUGCACUCUCACCAUUACGUGCGAUGGCUUCAAAUGCAGAAACAAUCAUUGUAUUCCUAGUGAAUGGAGAUGUGAUGGAACUGACGAUUGCAUUGAUAACAGUGAUGAAGAGAACUGUGAAAACUUCAUUAAUCCAGAAAAGUGUACAUGGGAGAAUAAAAAAUUCCUUUGCUCCAACAACCAUACAUGCAUAGACAUACAUCAAGUUUGUGAUGGCAAACAUCAAUGUCCAGAUCAGUCAGAUGAAAGUAUUCUUUGCUCAGCUCCAACACAUUCUUGUUCCCAUCACAACUGCUCGCAUACUUGUGUCCAACUCCCCACCGGACCUAAAUGUUACUGCCCUGAAGGAUAUCACAACAUCAACGACAAAGAGUGUCAAGAUAUAAACGAAUGUGAGAUAUAUGGCAUUUGUGAUCAGAAAUGUAGGAAUACCCCCGGUUCCUACGAGUGCUUAUGUGAUCACAAAUACAUUCUACAAGAGGACAAAAAAACCUGCCAGGCUGUAGGAGGCGAAGCAAUGAUGGUUUUCAGUUCCAAAACACAAAUAAGAGCGUAUUUUCUGCAGAGUAAAAUUUAUUUCCCUGUCACAUCCCAAAUGAAGCAAGUGGUUGGGGUGGCCUAUGAUGGAAAUUACGUCUAUUGGACUGACAUCUUUAGCGAACACGAAAGCAUAGUAAAAUCUCUUGAAGACGGUACUGAAAGACAGUUGGUGAUAACUGCUGGUUUAGGAUCUCCCGAAGACUUGGCAGUCGACACCCUUACAGAAAAUAUAUAUUUUACCGAUGCUGAAUAUAAGCACAUUGGAGUUUGUACCACCGAUGGACUUCACUGUACUGUUCUGGUCAACAAAGAUAUUGACAGACCAAGGGCAAUAGUGCUCAAUAUAGAAGAAGGGGAGAUGUUUUGGAGUGAUUGGGGAUACCCAGCUAGAAUUGCUCGUGCUUAUAUGGAUGGAUCAUCAGAUCGCUCUUUCGUCUCAGAUAAUAUUCAUUGGCCUAAUGGUUUGGCUAUUGAUUAUCCCAACCAGAGGUUGUAUUGGACAGAUGCCAAGGCUAUGACUUUGGAGAGUAUUAAUCUAGAUGGUACUGAUCGAAGAAUUGUACUAGAAGCUGUAGUGAAGUUUCCCUAUGCUAUAGCCGUAUUCGAAAACCGCCUAUACUGGUCCGACUGGCACACACAUUCCAUACAAUCCUGCGACAAAUUCACUGGAAAAGAUCAUCAUACCAUAAUCAAGGAGAAGAAAGAAAACAUUUACGGUCUGAGCAUAUAUCAUUCUUCACAAAUGCCGAACAGGGACAAUCCAUGUGCGCUAGCUUUCUGCUCAGAUAUUUGUCUGUUGAAGGGGAGCAGUUAUAAAUGUGCUUGUCCUCAGAAUAAAAUGCUGUCUAGCGAUCAACAUAAUUGUAAAGAAAUUGAGAACCGGCAAAUGCUGGUCUUAGCGGCGAAAAACUUGUUGAUUCAAAUCGAACACCAGCUUUUGGGAAAGCAUACAAUUUCGCCACUACCGUUAGUGGUAAAAGACGUAGGAGCCUUAGCUUAUAAUCCCUAUAACAACAGUUUAUAUAUUAGUGAUAUAGGAGUUAAAGAUAUCAUUGAACUCAACAUGCACACUGGUAUACCAGAACCACUAGAAAUGGAAGAUAUAGGAAAAAUAACAUCAAUGGAUUUCGAUUAUAUGGGUAAUAACCUAUACUGGGGAGAUGAAGAGAAAGGAACAAUUGAAAUGAUGAAUAUGGAUAACAGAGCUCGAAGAGUGAUACUCCAUAAUAUACCUGACGAGGUGCCAGAAUCUAUAACUUUAAUUCCAGAUAUGGGUAUAAUGUUUGUGUCAUUCCGAAGAAGUAGUGAUCAUACCAGUCACAUAGACCGCCUCUUGAUGGAUGGUAGCGGUAGGACUCAUGUCAUGGACCAUGGUGUGGUGGGUCCCAUGGACUUGUAUUACGAUCGUGACUCACACAGGGUAUUCUUCGCUGACACCGGAACUGGAAACAUUGAAACUACUAGUGUUGAUGGCGAUGACAGACAUCAAUUUGCCCUGUUAGCUACUAAUCCUGUCAGCUUGGCAGCUUUGAAGGCUGACUUGUUCUGGGUAAACGAACAAUCUUCGAAUCUGUAUUGGUCGAACAAGUUCAAUUCUUCCUACAGUAAAAAGAUCAUCUUAGAUUUUAUACCGGAUAACCUGAACCGGAUGCAUCUCAUCUCCGUGACUCCAAAAACCAAAACAACGGAAGGCGGAUGCUCGUCGAACAACGGAAACUGCUCUCACAUCUGCAUCACCUUCCGCAAAUCGGUCGCCUGCGCGUGUCCAAACGAAAUGGAACUGUCAAGCGACCAGCGAACGUGCUCGGAGGUAACGUACUGCAAGUCGUCCGAAUUCAAAUGUCAGAGGUCCAACAAAUGCAUACCGUUCAGCCAGAGAUGCAACGGGGAGAAGGACUGCAAGCUGGGAGAAGACGAGGAAGGUUGCAAACCGGCGAACCACUGUCCGGCGGACUACUUCAUGUGCGACAACGGCGCCUGCAUCGAGGAACACAAAGUGUGCAAUUUGUUGUUCGAUUGCGAAGACAAAUCGGACGAGCACAGAUGCAACUACAUGAAGGGAGGCACUGUUUGUCCCCCGAAACAUUUCAAGUGCCCCGAUGAUCGUUGCAUCGCCGAAAAAUUCUUAUGUGACGGUAAUGCGGAUUGCUCGGACAUGUCCGAUGAGCUCAAUUGCGGGUCCUCGACUUGCGACAUGAACCAGUUCAGGUGUAAUUCAGGGGCAUGUAUACCAAAAUCUUGGGAAUGUGAUCGUGAAUUCGAUUGCAGUGAUAUGUCAGAUGAACAUCCUCAAUGCGAAUCAACCUGCUCUCCCGAACUCUUUACCUGCAACAAUGGCAGAUGUUUGAAGAAGGAUUUCGUCUGCGACGGUGCAGACGAUUGUGGAGACCUUUCGGAUGAGAUGAACUGCAGAAAGAAUGUCCACAGCCGAUGUGGCGCUCACGAGUUCCAGUGCCACGUAAACAGCACAGCCUGCCUUCCAAUGUCGGCAGUUUGUAAUGGCACGUCCGAGUGUCCAGGCCAAGACGACGAGUUGAAGUGUUCCAAUUGUCAGAUGGACGAGUUCAUGUGCCACAACAAGAAAUGCAUACCGAGAUCUUGGAUCUGCGAUAAGACAGACGAUUGCGGCGAUGGAUCAGACGAGACCAAGGAGACUUGUCACGAAGGAAAAAUUGUCGACCACGAAUACACCUUAAGCGCUCCUUGUUCAGAGUUCAGAUGCAAAUCAGGUCAAUGCAUCGAUCACUCUCUUGUCUGUAAUGAUAAUCAAGAUUGUUAUGACGGCUCUGACGAGGGUGGAGCUUGUAAGUCUAGCUGCCAGGCCAACAGCGAUCCUUGCUCGCAACUAUGCCUCAAGACGCCUUCUGGACCAACUUGCAGAUGCAGAGAAGGCUAUGAAUUGAUGGGAGAUGGAAAAACCUGUAUGGACGUCGACGAAUGCAGAAUGGAACCACCGGUGUGUAGCCAGCUAUGUUUCAACCAUCCUGGAUCAUAUCAGUGCGACUGUUAUAAAGACUUUGAGUUGAGGCUAGAUAAAACGUCCUGUAAAGCAAUAGGGGACCCAAUGAGUCUGAUUUAUCUAUCCAACAAUGAGAUCCGCCAGCUGACGCAGAAAGAGAAUUCCAUAAAAUUGCUGUAUUCAGCAGAUACUGCUAGAAUAACUGGUCUGGCAUAUUCCUUCGCCAAUUCAGACAUCUACGUCUCAAUAGAAAACAUGGGAAUAAUAAUGAGGAUCAAUCUGAAAACAGGCAUGAAAGAUGUCAUAUACAACGUCGGACAACCGAAAAAAGUGACCUUGGACUGGAUCACAAACAAUAUAUAUUUCUACAACCAUAUGCCCUACUCGAAAUCGAUAGACGUGUGCAAUUUUCAGAGUAAAAAUUGUGCUCCUCUCAUCAAAACAGAUCUGCACAGUCAGGUUACCAACAUCGCUGUCGACGGAGUGAACCGAGUACUGUUUUAUUCUGUCACUACCUGGUUUUUGUUCAACACCCCCACUUGCACCAUUUACAAGGUCUAUUUAGACGGUUCUGGCAGGCAAGCUUUAGCGGAAGACAUUCAAGGAUAUAUUUCUGGAAUAGCUUAUGACGUCAAUAAGAAGCAUCUGUAUUAUACGAAUCAACAUGUAGGAAUGAUUAAUCGGGUAAGCUACGAUGGAAGCAUGAAAGUAAUAAUCACCCAGAACGUCACCCACUCUAUGGGAUUAGGAUUUUUCGAAAAUCGCCUAUAUUACCUUUCCUUCGGUGGUACUAUGCAUAAAUUGAAACUGUUUGGAGGAGGAAACGACGAGACGUUCAAAGUGAACAUGUUCAACGAUGGAUUGUUUAACAUUGUGCAGAAAUCUGUCCAGCCUGACGGAAUAGACAACUGCGCAAAUAAUAGCUGUUCCUAUUUGUGUCUACCUAGCAAAACGCAUUACAGGUGUCUAUGUGAGGACGGUCAGGUCAUAAAGGAAGGUGAAAAAUGCCAUUCGAUAUCGAGGAGCUCUGCAGAUGAUUCCAGGCCAAUUAGAAUGAGAAAAGAUUUCCACCGUAGUGUUCAAUCUUCUGAAACAUCAUCAGCGUUUAUAAUUUCUUUACUUCUGGUUAUUGCGAUAUUAUGUAUAGCUGCUGGUGGUGUAUACUAUAUGAGGAGGAGAAAAUUCAAGACUAAAAUGAAUUUUGGAAUUUCUUUCCAUAAUGCCACUUAUGGAUUACAUGAUGGAAAUGAGGUAACAGCAGCUGUGUUCAAGUCUGGGGAUAAUGAAUAUGAUAACGCCAUCAACUUCGAUCCUACGGAAUUGCAGUACAGUGCGGAGAAUGUAAUCAAGAAGGUGGCUCCUUUAGCUCCUUUAAUAGAUGCUUGAAUCGAGAGAUCGGUUCUUAAAUUAUAGUAUAAUAAAUAUAUAAAAUAAAUGUACAUAUUUUAAGAGCAUCGAAGUUGUCUGUGAUAGUUGUUUUUGUAUUGCUAGUUUUAUCUAAGGAAUAAUGUAAUUCUUAAAUUUGUUGAUGUGAACUUGAUAAUUUUAUGUAAAAUUUAAUCCAAAGAUGAUUGUUUCUCUGCUAUAUUUUUAUUGUUAUUAAUUAUAAUAAAUUUUUAUACACUUAGAAGUUAA